This is a messenger RNA of Paramecium primaurelia, 268 nucleotides long. NCBI's taxonomy places the organism in Eukaryota, Ciliophora, Oligohymenophorea, Peniculida, Parameciidae. The record is from the annotation of a GenBank genome assembly.
AUGUCUCAACCGUUAAGAGUAGAUGACUUUGUAGAUGAACUUAAAAAAUAUGACAGAAAAGAGGAUUUUAUGGCAGUAAUGAAAUAGUAUGAACAAAGGUAUUCAAAAAUAACAAUCUAGAUAUUAUGAUUAAUUUGAAUAAUUUGCGAAUNAUAUUAUGGUCCCAUAAUCAAGUUUUUCAAUGAAGGCUUACAUUUUUAUAUGUUAUUUGAUCUAAAUUUUUCUUUAAUUUAAUAUUAACCCAACCUAAAGUUGUCACAUUAAUUGA